GGUUAAAUGUCAUUUACAAAUAUGGCCGCGACCUCAGUAGGACUGGUGGCUGUAUUAUGUAGAAAUUUUCAAAAAGGAUUAACAUUAUGUAAUACGACGUGUUCAAAUCAGAGUAAUUUCUUUCACAGAACUCAACUACGGUUUUUUCUCCCGAGGGUAAGCGCAAGUAACUCCUUUCCCAGUCUCGUUGAACAGUGCAGAGCUUUACAUUCCUCUCAUAGCCGAAGAGGUCUGGAAGAAUUUUUUGAUGAUCCGAAAAACUGGGGCGAACAACAGGUGAAGUCUGGGGCCCCAUGGACUGCCAAACAACUUCGAACUAAAAGCAAUGAGGAUUUACACAAAUUAUGGUAUGUCUUACUGAAAGAGAAAAACAUGCUUUUGACACUGGAACAGGAGUCUAAAAGGCAAGCAGUGCCAAUGCCAAGCCCAGAGCGUUUAAAAAAGGUUGAAAGAUCUAUGAAAAGGUUGGAUAGUGUUGUCAAUGAACGCACAGAGGCACUGAGACUGCUACAGACCGGUGUGCAGAAUGAGAGACCUGGAGAAUGGAGAAAAAACUGUUUGGGACAAGCAAUCUGGUAUAAAUUUAAGGAACAUCCUAUUCCUUGGUACAUGAACAGAAGAUACAAAAAGAAGCAAUUCUUUGCACUGCCAUUUGUGAACUUUUUUACUCGACUAAAUCUAGAAAAGAAUAUCCGGAUUAGAAACAGAAAGAGAAGAGCAGAAAAGGAAGAAAAAUUGAAAAUUACAGGAGAAGUUUUCUAAAGCCACAGCAUAAAUUAAACACAUCCACAAUGUAUCAUUAGUGUUAGUUUACCAUAUUGUACUACUAAUAAAGAAAAGAUGCAAGAAUGCAGUUCUGAAUUAAGUUAACAUGUCUUAGGUUUACUACGUCUGAAAAGCAAAACAAUACAGAAAAAGGAAAAUUAACAAGGCCAACAAGAAGUCUCUUGUCUAACAAAAUGAAAGCAAACACAGCCUCUGAAAAACAAAUGUGUGAAGUCGCAGCUGAACACUUAAACCAGUAAUGUCCAAGAAAGGUAUCAAAUCAAGACACAUCAAUGGAGGGUCAUUUAAUAGUAAAAGCACUUUGGAUAAAAAAAUUCUGUAUGGCAAUUUUGGUUGGUGUAAUGCGGAAAUGUUUAGAUGACUUAUUCUCCAUAAUGUUACAAAUACAACCCGUGUUUUCGUUUGUCAUCAAAA
Polypterus senegalus (gray bichir) is the source of this 1200-nucleotide messenger RNA. RefSeq names its product mitochondrial ribosomal protein L47 (gene mrpl47). Lineage: Eukaryota; Metazoa; Chordata; Cladistia; Polypteriformes; Polypteridae. The record is from RefSeq and is a predicted model, not a curated record. The transcript is spliced from 7 exons. Bases 7 to 762 code for a protein of 251 amino acids. Gene Ontology annotation, biological process: mitochondrial translation. Gene Ontology annotation, molecular function: structural constituent of ribosome. Gene Ontology annotation, cellular component: mitochondrial large ribosomal subunit; mitochondrial ribosome.